Suncus etruscus (white-toothed pygmy shrew) is the source of this 1478-nucleotide messenger RNA. RefSeq lists its product as uncharacterized. The record is from RefSeq and is a predicted model, not a curated record. Bases 464 to 1129 code for a protein of 221 amino acids. NCBI's taxonomy places the organism in Eukaryota, Metazoa, Chordata, Mammalia, Eulipotyphla, Soricidae. The transcript is spliced from 5 exons.
GGCUGCUCGCAGAAGCUCCGCGUUCCCAUGGCGAAUGCGGAGCUCUGCACCUGGUUCAGCAAACUGUGUAGAUUAUUAGAUCCCUGAAAAUUACUGGGGAACUGAUCAAGAUUUCGAGCUAAAGAUGGAGGAAAUAAGUUGCCUAAAAGUUAUUCUUCUAAUGGAUUCAUUUCGAUCACCAUAAAGAAGAUUCCAAAUUCCAGGGUCCUUUCCAGCAAGGCCCUGCAACCUAUAGAAGUGCAUGUGCCAAUUCCUGAGCUGUGCCUUUAGGAAAACAUCACAGAGCUGCAGGAACUGGUGAACAUUUUCCCAGCCAUUCCACAUAAGGAUACCCUUGUGGAGUAAAGCUCAUCUGACCCUGCCUGCCUGUUGCCAUCGCUCCCGGAUUACUGCCUGGAUCUGGAUCAUUAAGAAGUUUGUAGCAGUGAAUCAGCAUCAGCACCAGGACUUGUGAGCCGAGAUCAUGGGCAACUACCUGAGCCGUCACCUGGGCAGUUAUCUCCACCGCUACGUGGAUACCAGCUCGAGUGCCCUGCUGCCCGAAGACCAGCAGCACCAGCCUACACCGACCAGAUCUGCCUUUAGCUCUUUCACGGAGGCCCAAUUCCUGACCCUCCCCAAGAGCUUGCAGUUUCAGCUCCGGUCCUCGUCCCUUGCUAAGGAGCCACCUGACCUGGUCCAAAACCCCCAGGGUGAGGGGGGGCAGAGAGCUGAGGGGCGGAGUCCAUUGCUGGGCACUCCCAUGCCCUGCACCUUCCUGGGGCAGGGUGGCUCUAGGGAGCUCCAGGGUGUCCUGAAGCCCGUCCUGAUGCGGUCCCUUGAGUGCCCAACCUGCAAGAGCCUGGCAAACACCACUCCUCCCAUAAAAGGUGUCUCUGAGGCAGAUGCCUUCUGCUUUGAGCUCCAAAAUAAUGAAAAGGUCCUGGUCGAAUCCAUGCAGCCCCUCCAUGGGCCCCGAAAAGUUAAAAGGAGGCUAGAUAUGUCCAAGGGCCUUGGGAAUCCAGAGGCCAAGAAAAUGAGGGGUAAUCCUGAGUAUUUGCCUUCUGCCUUCCAACCAGUCUGGAAGGAUGGCAUGGUCCGAAUGUUUGUGCCCCAGCCUGGUCCACUGAGGACCACCAUGUUCCCGUGAAACAAUAUGAUCCCAUAAGGGACUCCCUGGGCUUGCCCUGCUGUUGAGAUACCCCCUUCCCCAAAUCAGGGCAUUGUUACAGAGUCCCCUUCAGUUUCCUAUCCCCCAACCCCUGACUGUAACCCAAUAUAAAACACUUGGCACGUGCAGUAGCCUUUGCGCACCCAAAGUUGUGCCAAAUCUCCAGACCCUCACCCCUGUCACCUAACAACCCAGAAUACAUCCACUGUGGAUGUUCUCCUCCUAGACUUCCUUCUGUCCUCCUGUCCCACUUCCUGGGAGAUCAAAGGGAGACAUCCAAGUUGUUUUUGGUUGUUAUUUGUUGUGGAGCCACAGUGUAGCGGUGCUC